GUAGGCGUACCCUGCCAGUUCCUUUCCCUGACACAAAUACAUCAAUAUGGCAUCCGGCAUUGAUUUUCCAAUCGUACCAUCUGCUUUGCUGAACGUGCUCAAGAUUAAAGAUUCCGCCGAGGGCUAUCUGCUGCCAGACGUUGGCUAUGAGUACGCCGACUUGGAGCCUCACAUCGAUGAAGCAACUAUGCGUCUUCAUCACAGCCGCCAUCACGCUGGAUACACGAAGAAAACAAACGCUGCGCUCGAAGCGUGGAGAAAAUCGGGAGAGUCGGCCGAAUUGGCCUCUAAGCCUAUUGAAAACAUCAUUCAGAGGAUUGACGACGUGCCGAAGAAGUGGCAGCGUGCAAUACGAAAUAAUGGCGGCGGGUUUAUCAAUCAUGCCUUCUACUGGCAGAACAUGAGUCCUCCUAGCGACUCGAAUGCACAGCGUGAGCCUUCGGGAAACUUAGGAGAGAGAAUCAAGUCUACGUUUGGAUCUUUUGCCGAUUUCAAGAAGCAAUUCACGGACACCGGCACCGGUCUGUUCGGAUCCGGGUGGGUGUGGCUUGUCGAAGUUCCUGGUUCGUCCGAACUGCGAAUCCUGACGUCGGAAAACCAAGACAAUCCGAUGUCUCAGGGUCUGAAGCCGAUUCUGGCUUUGGACGUGUGGGAGCACGCGUAUUAUUUGAAACAUCAGAACAACAGGCCGUCGUACGUUGAGGAAUGGUGGAAGGUUGUAGAUUGGCGCAAAGUUGGUGACAUCCUCACUGCAUGGAAUGCUAAACAGUGACUGGACGAGGGAGAAUGUGAACAACAAUUGCUUCUAACUUCAAAUCUUUGAUUGUUUAUCUGUUAGCUGCUAGUAGCUAGUAUUGUGUUAGAAUAAGUGUAGAGAUGCAAGGUAGUGGGAAUUGGUAAUAUGAUGCAUUGUGGUCUGACACACUGA
Messenger RNA from Corticium candelabrum, 928 nucleotides. Its product is annotated as superoxide dismutase [Mn/Fe] 1-like. The record is from RefSeq and is a predicted model, not a curated record. The coding region runs from base 47 to 772 and encodes 241 amino acids. Lineage: Eukaryota; Metazoa; Porifera; Homoscleromorpha; Homosclerophorida; Plakinidae. Gene Ontology annotation, molecular function: metal ion binding; superoxide dismutase activity. The transcript has 4 exons. Gene Ontology annotation, biological process: superoxide metabolic process.